UGGAGCACGUUGACAGAUCUUUGUUAGCUAGCUAGCAAGCUAAUGAACUGGCGUGUCUUUUUAGUUCUCUUCAUGCACAGCGCUUCGGAUCAGUUUUCUUGUGACCUGUUAUCCCAGCUACCUGCAACAGCGCCGUAAAUAUGUCAGUCACGGAAAUGUUCAGCAACAUUCAGGGUUUCUUGAGUGCCGAUCAAGAUGUCAGAGAGGACAUAAGGAAAGUCGUCCAAGUGUUGGAGCAGACCGCAAGAGAGAUUUUGACUGUGCUGCAAAGUGUUCACCAACCGUCAGGCUUCAAAGACAUUCCUAGCAAAUGCCUCAGAGCACGGGAAUUGUUUUGUACGGUAAGAAAUCAGAUUGGAGACCUGAAGACCAAGUUCCCAGCUGAUCAGUACUACAGGUUUCACGAACACUGGAGGUUCGUUCUGCAGCGUGUGACAUUUCUGGCAGCAUUCGUAGUCUACCUGGAGAGCGAGACUUUAGUUACACGAGAGGAAGUGGCUCAGAUACUUGGCAUUGAAGUGGACAGAGAAAGAGGCUUUCACCUGGAUAUAGAGGAUUACCUGGCUGGUGUUCUGAUCAUGGCCAGUGAGCUGUCCAGGCUGGCGGUGAACAGCGUGACGGCGGGCGACUACGGCCGGCCCUUGCGUAUCUCCACCUUCAUCAACGAGCUGGACUCGGGCUUCCGCCUGCUCAACCUCAAGAACGACCCGCUCCGCAAGCGCUACGACGGACUCAAGUAUGAUGUCAAGAAGAUCGAGGAGGUGGUCUAUGACCUGUCCAUCCGAGGUCUCGCCAAGGAGCCGGAGAUCGGCGGGGACAAGUAGAAGCUAGUGCUGCCCUUUUUGGCCUGGACACUUUCACCAGGCUGGGACAGUUGAGACUGACCUGCUGCCUGGGCAGACGUGCCUGUGUAAAGACCACCGGGGGAGCGUACUGUCUGUCUGCUGUGUGGGAGGACUGUGGAGGCCCAUAGUGUGAGGGCUAGCUGAAGCUCCUUUUUCAUGCCGUUGCCAGACCGUGUGAAGUGUUCACCUGUAUUCUUCUUCAACACCCCUUCACAUGUUUUUUUGUUGUUGUUGUAGCUGGAUUUAGUGAGUUUUGUAUUAGCUGUCAGAGCUGUGAAACAUCUGUGUAUACCCAUACUGUAAGGAGUUGACCUUAUGCUAUAUAGUUUUCACAUGUUUGGGCCCUUCUCACGCUUGUUUGAGUAUUCAUGCUGACCUGUUUGGUUCUAUUUGGUUCUCUUAAGGUAAUGUCAGCAACAGUGGAACUGUAUGCAGUAUAAGACACUUUUCUGAAUGUCUUCAGAGAAUGACAACUAAGUUGUCCUUUGUCCUGUGGUUAGAUGUGUGUGGUUAUAUGAGAUGAAUGGUUACCAAAUUUGUCAAUGAUUCAUGCAGUCAUGAAAACAGACAUGUCUCGUGCAAUGGUAUUUGCCAAAGCCAACCUGUAACAUUUUGGAAUGUUUUGUGAGGACUGAUUUAAACAAUUGUUGAUUUCUGAACAAAUGGCAAUGAUACUUAAACUUGCAACAGGGUUGUGUGAAGUAUUAGUUGCUUGGUCUUUCAAGCAAAGACAGCUGUCUUUUUUUCUGUGCUACUUCUUCUAAACUGCUCGUCAUUUUCCCUCUUCUUCACAAUGCGGUGUUUAGUAUACCACUAUAUGACACGAGACAUCAGUAAUUAUCAUGCAGUGUAAAGGGGUUUUCCUGAAUACAAACAAGGAAAAUAAGCAACUGUCCUUCCCUUUCUUCUGAAAGAUAACACUAUUGUUAUUUUUUAUCUGAGCGCUGUAAACUAUUGCUUAAGUGAGAACCCAUGUUACGUGUUUGUGUUAACCUGCUGUUCCAUGUCAGGUGACUGCCCUGCAUUUUGAUGACUGAAUGUUUUACUCAUUCUCAUUACCUCACAAAAAUUGGUCUGUUGACCAUUAAGAGUAAAGAGAGCUCCAAAGAAAGAACAUACCUCUUACAACAGACAGCAGGAGACAAUCCAAGGUCAUGGGUUUCAUUGUUUCUUUAGUUAUUUUUCAGUCUUAAGUUUCUUGUAAAGGACCUGCCAUGUGUCCUGUUUUUUUUUUUCAGUUAGUAUUCAGGUUUACAGAGCUGCUGUUCACUCAGUAUGGCUAGUGCAGAGCUGGAAUGGUAUCAAUAUAGACUCACUUUCUGUCUGUUUCUCACAAGCUAAACCAUUCCAUACAGAACUGUGUGAGGACAACAAUGUUUGAGCCAUCUGAGAAAUACUGUUGAUUUUAUUUCCUUGGAAAACUGUUCUGUGCCUGUCUGUAUUUCAUCAGUUUUUCAUCUGCUUAUCACAGAAUUGUAAUGGACAACUGGGUAUGUAUCUUUGCAGUGCUUCAAAAUGGUUCUAUUUCAAUGAAGCACAUAAAAAAACUCACUAUGCUGAGAAGCUGUUUCCCUCAUACAAAACAAUUGGCUCUUUUUUUUUCAGUCCUUAUGCAAAGUACAGAAACAAAGGGCUUUAGACGUGACAAUUGUUUUGGGUACCGUAACCAUCAAAAGACAUAAAAUAAUGUUCUUCAGUGCAUCUUUUUUACCUUUGCUGUCAGCAAUAAGAUAAUGUGUACUUUUGUUCUGGACUAGUUUAUUACAUUUUGUGUGAAUGGAAGUGUUAAAUAAAGAGAUU
Messenger RNA from Megalops cyprinoides (Indo-Pacific tarpon), 2645 nucleotides. It is a transcript of the gene tsn, whose product is annotated as translin. Gene Ontology annotation, molecular function: single-stranded DNA binding; sequence-specific DNA binding; RNA binding. The coding region runs from base 141 to 824 and encodes 227 amino acids. Gene Ontology annotation, biological process: RNA metabolic process. Gene Ontology annotation, cellular component: nucleus; cytoplasm. The record is from RefSeq and is a predicted model, not a curated record. NCBI's taxonomy places the organism in Eukaryota, Metazoa, Chordata, Actinopteri, Elopiformes, Megalopidae. The transcript has 6 exons.